AUAGAACCCGUAUCCCCUGCAUUGGAAGUACGGAUUCUUAACCACUGCACCACUAGGGAAGUCCCGCAUCCUGCUUUUUGAGCCCACUGUUUUCACCAUCUGUCCUCACCUAUUUCCAAAGGGUCACUACCUCACUCAGUGACUGCAGACUCUAGGCUGGGAGAGGAGAGGGUUGGCCCAGAGUUUUCAGGCUCCAACAAAGCACCGCGCAGUCUGAGCCGCCUCGGCCUUUUGUGCGUUCACUAUAUGUUGGGUGUAAAAUGGAGAAUUUUUUCCUCUAAGUUUAUGUAAAAAUAUAUGCAAAUAAAGCUGUAAGAAAACACUGCUAGCUGCUCUUCCUCACCCCUUGCCAACAUGACUACCUUCAUAGGUAAAAAAUCGUCAAUACAUAAACUGAUCAUUCCAGAAAAAUGACUUCCAUGGGUAGUUAGGAACAAGCAGUUGCUUAGAAAUUACAUUAACUCCUAUCACGGAGGGACUUAGAUAUUAUAACACUCAACUGGAAGCUACAUUUCCACGUGAAAGGGCUUUCUUUGGUCUUACAUCCAGUGGCUAAUAUUAUACUAGGGGCCUCAAAAUCUGGCGCUUUUAUGUUGUCGGGUGUCUCAAAACGUAGGCGGGGUCAAAAAGACUCCUUUACACCUUGGGGUAUCUCCGACGGGAUUAACAACUUCCCACCACCGCCUCCUACACGUGCUCAGAUCAUGGGAAAGAAGGGAAAAACAAAAAGGGAAACUGCCAGGACUUAAGAUGUCUGCUCAAAACCACUUCGAUUUCCCAGGAAGGGCCUACCCGCUUCCAAAAUGUCCGUCCGCAGUCCUAACGUCACUUGGUCGGCUAGAUCAAGCCAGAAAGCCAUUGCGCUCCAAUCAGGGCUUAGCCCCCUCACCCACUGCCCUUGAUUUCCGUCACUUCCGGUGGUGCAGCAGCCAUUUUGUCAGUCGCCAGCGGAUCCCGCGCGCUGGAGAAGUGCAGUUCCUCUUGGUUACCAACUCGUCCGUUCUCCCUCCGUGGUGCGGGCGCCCUCGAAGAGCACUCACCACAGACACAGCCAGUCCUCCCUACAGUGCCGCCACUGCUGUUGCAUCCGCCCGGAACUAGUGCGCUGUCUUCCUCCCUUGCCACUGACAGGCGCCCUCGGGGAGCCGCCGUCAGCGAUGUCAAGCGAGGAAAGCUACCAGGCCAUCCUGCGCUACCUGACGAACGAGUGCGAGCCGUACGCGCCGGGCACCGAGGGUAAUGUCAAGCGUAAAAUCCGCAAGGCGGCCGCCUGCUACGUGGUGCGCGACGGAACGUUGUAUUACCAGCGGCGGCAGCGGCACCGCAAGACCUUCGCCGAGCUGGAGGUGGUGCUGCAGCCCGAGCGGCGCCGGGGGCUUAUCGAGGCUGCGCACCUGGGCCCGGGCGGCACUCACCACACCCAGCAUCAGACCUGGCACGACUUGUCCAAGACGUACUGGUGGCGAGGUAUAUUAAAGCAAGUCAAAGAUUACAUUAAACAGUGUAGCAAAUGCCAGGAGAAACUAGAUCGAUCCCGUCCUAUAUCAGAUACUUCAGAAAUGUUGGAAGAAUUGGGACUAGACCUUGAAUCUGGAGAAGAAAGUAAUGAAUCAGAGGAUGACCUGAGCAACUUUACUUCGCCUCCAACUACAGCUUCCAAGCCUGCAAAAAAGAAGCCAGUAUCCAAACAUGAACUUGUAUUUGUUGACACCAAAGGAGUGGUGAAACGUUCUUCUCCAAAACAUUGUCAGGCUGUCUUAAAACAGCUGAACGAACAGAGACUCUCUAACCAGUUCUGUGAUGUUACUUUGUUAAUUGAAGGAGAAGAGUACAAAGCUCAUAAAUCUGUUCUGUCAGCUAAUAGCGAAUAUUUUCGAGAUCUUUUUAUUGAGAAAGGAGCUGUUUCCAGUCAUGAGGCAGUGGUGGAUCUUUCUGGCUUUUGUAAGGCAAGCUUCCUUCCUUUACUGGAAUUUGCCUACACUUCUGUGCUGAGUUUUGACUUCUGUAGCAUGGCCGAUGUAGCCAUCUUGGCUCGUCAUCUUUUCAUGUCAGAAGUUUUAGAAAUCUGUGAAAGUGUACAUAAGCUAAUGGAAGAGAAGCAGCUAACAGUAUACAAGAAGGGUGAGGUACAAACAGUUGCAUCUACACAGGACUUACCAGAACAGAAUGGAGGUACAGCACCUCCUGUGGCUAACAACGAGGGAACCGCAACAACUUCAUCCACUGAACUUGGGGAUUGUGAAAUCGUACUGCUGGUGAAUGGAGAAUUGCCAGAGCAGAAUGGAGAGCUAGGACAACAGCCUGAGCCCCAGGUUUCUUCACAGACCGAAGCUGCUCUGUCACCUGUAGGCUGUGUCACUGAUUCCCAUUCUGAAAUGGAGUCUGUUGAUCUAGUAACAAAAAACAGCCAGACAGAACUAGAAACUUUAAACAGCAGAGAAGAGGACGCAGUCUCUAAUACUCAUCCUAAGCUUUCAAAAGAGAAUGUAAUCAGUAGCUCUCCAGAAAACAGUAAUAUGGGAAAUGAUACAGCAACAGAGGAUAUCUGUGCUGAAGAUAUUUCAGAGCAUAGGCAGAACCUUGGCCAGUCUUUAAAAGAUCAGGAAAAUCUAGUUGAACCGACAGCACAGACAGACCAUAGUCCCGAUGAUGAUGAUACUUACAGAAGCAGGCUUCGGCAGCGUUCUGUUAACGAAGGGGGAUAUAUCCGACUACACAAAGGAAUGGAGAAGAAGCUGCAGAAACGGAAAGCCAUUCCCAAGUCAGCAGUUCAACAGGUGGCUCAGAAAUUAGUUCAAAGAGGAAAAAAGAUGAAACAACCAAAGAGGGAUGCUAAAGAGAAUACCGAAGAAGAAGCAUCCCAUAAAUGUGGGGAAUGUGGAAUGGUUUUUCAGAGACGAUAUGCUCUUAUAAAGCACAUACUGAAACAUGAAAGAGCUAGAGAUUACAAGUGUCCAUUGUGUAAGAAACAGUUUCAGUACAGUGCCUCCUUGAGAGCACACCUUAUUCGACAUACCAGGAAAGAUGCACCUACUUCAUCCUCUUCCAGUUCUGCAUCUAAUGAGGCAUCAGGAUCAUCGUCUGAGAAGGGCAGAACCAAACGAGAAUUUAUAUGUUCGAUAUGUGGAAGGACAUUACCUAAAUUAUAUUCUCUUCGAAUACAUAUGUUAAAGCACACAGGGGUAAAACCACAUGCAUGCCAGGUCUGUGGAAAGACUUUCAUCUACAAGCACGGUCUAAAAUUACACCAGAGUCUCCAUCAAUCACAAAAGCAGUUCCAGUGUGAACUAUGCGUUAAGUCAUUUGUUACCAAACGGAGUCUUCAGGAACAUAUGAGUAUUCACACAGGAGAGUCCAAGUACCUUUGCUCAGUUUGUGGAAAGUCUUUUCACAGGGGCUCUGGGCUCAGCAAGCACCUAAAGAAACACCAACCAAAGCCUGAAGUUCGAGGCUAUCAUUGUACUCAAUGUGAAAAAAGUUUCUUUGAAGCUAGAGAUCUUCGCCAGCACAUGAACAAACAUCUUGGUGUGAAGCCAUUCCAGUGCCAAUUUUGUGAUAAGUGCUAUAGUUGGAAGAAAGAUUGGUAUUCCCAUGUGAAGUCUCACUCUGUCACUGAGCCUUACAGGUGUAAUAUAUGUGGCAAAGAAUUUUAUGAAAAGGCAUUGUUCAGAAGGCAUGUAAAGAAAGCUACCCAUGGAAAAAAAGGAAGAGCGAAGCAAAACCUGGAACGGGUGUGUGAACAAUGUGGAAGAAAAUUCACUCAGCUGAGAGAGUAUAGGAGACACAUGAACAACCACGGAGGAGUUAAGCCAUUUGAGUGCUUAACAUGUGGAGUAGCUUGGGCUGAUGCCCGAUCUCUAAAACGCCACGUCAGAACACACACAGGUGAACGGCCCUAUGUCUGUCCCGUAUGUAGUGAAGCCUACAUAGAUGCUCGAACACUCCGUAAACAUAUGACUAAAUUCCACAGAGAUUAUGUGCCUUGCAAAAUUAUGCUGGAAAAAGAUACCCUUCAGUUUCAUAACCAAGGAACUCAAGUGGAGCAUGCUGUUAGCAUCUUAACAGCAGAUAUGCAGGAACAAGAAAACAGCGGUCCUCAAGAACUUGAAACUGUGGUAGUGACAGGAGAAACUAUGGAAGCUCUCGAAGCUGUUGCAGCUACUGAAGAAUGUCCGUCAGUAUCUACACUUUCUGACCAAAGUAUUAUGCAAGUGGUUAACUAUGUGUUAGCACAACAGCAAGGACAGAAGCUAUCUGAAGUUGCAGAAGCGAUUCAAACUGUUGAAGUAGAGGUGGCCCAUAUUUCAGAAACAGAGUGAAUGUAGUAAUGGAGAUGAACAGAAGGGACAUCUCACAUAAAUUGAACUCACAGAACAUUUGUUUACAGUGCUAUGUGGCUGUCCGCCUAGAGUUUGUAUGUCAAGGCUCUGGGCUGUUUUGGUGGUGUUUUAACAUUUCUAAACGGUUUGUCUGGCUAAUGGGUUCUGUAGAAAAGUCCAUUUACUGUAAAGAAAUUGAAAACAAAUCUAUUUGAUGGCAGUGGAUUAUCAUGGUAUAGUUUUUAUGAAUUAAUGUUUAUAAAGAACUGUACUAAAUAAAUUAAAAACUGUACAGUUUCAUUUGCAUUUUGACAUUAUUAUAUACUUUGAGUUUAAAAGGCUGUACUAAUUGGCUUUUCUUCUCUUUUAUUCUCAAAAUAUAGAGGUUCUGUGAUUUCAUUUGCCUUGUUUAUGGAUUAAAAAUUCUAAUAUAAAACAUUUUAGUGCGAUACAUAAGUAUAUUACAUUUUUUUAAAUGCUUCAAAUCUGUGAUUCUUGACUUACUAUUUAUUUUAACCCCUUAUAAAGUCAGGGAUUCUUUAUUUUAAAGCACUUAAUAAGUUACAUGUUGUAAUCAAGUUUGCACAGUGUACUUAAUCUAUAUGGGGAACCCUUAAAUGAAUAGCUGAUUUAUUAAAAUGCAUGAAAUGCCUAUUAAAGCCUUACUCUACUAUCCUUCAAGGCAAGUAAAUUGACCAUGAGCAAAGAACACUAUUAUUAAACUCUGUUGAUGGGAAAUUUCUCCUUGAUAACAUAAGAUAAUAAAUGGGAAAAAAGAAGUUAAAACUAGGUUUGGUAUGUUUGCAGCUUUUGUAUCAUGUUUAAUUGUUCAAUUUUGUUGAAAAACUGCAGUUUAGAAGUAGGAUAGCGAUAUAGACAUCUGCAGUGGUCCUGUGGAUACCAUGUAAUUGUCAAGUAAUUUCAGAAUAUUGAAAAUUCUUCAGCCCUCAUUACAGUAUACUAGUUAAAGAAAUUGAUUAUGGCCCACCAAAUUGUUAAAAGUAAAUUCUUCUUAAAAGUUGCCUGAGAGUUAAAUUAAUUUGUAUGUUUGAUUUUGAAAUUCCCACCUCUUUAAGCUAUCCAGUUUUCUCGUUUUUCAAAAUAACCACGGGGAGAUGCCACAUUUCUCUCCUGGGAAACUGCCACUCAAGCUGUAAUUGUUAAAAUUAAACUUCUAAGUAUUAGAAGCUAAUAUAAGUUGUAAAAUUAAGAUACAAGCAAAUCACAUGUAAGUCAUUCCUAAAGCACAAGAAAAGAAUGUGCCUUGAUGUACAUAUAUUAUUAAGAUGCUUAUUCCAGUUUACUUUAAAAGUGGCUUAAAAGAUGGAGAAUAAAUGUGAUGCCAUGCAUGCAUUAUACCUGUAUAUGUAAUAUUUGCAUUUGCAAAUUUCCCAUUGUUUCAAUAGCUGUGUGGCUGACUUUCAGUUUUAAGUGGAUUAACAUACAGUCUAUAACUUUAUAAUGGCUGCUUGUUUAUCAUAUCUUUCAGUUAGUGAAAAUGUAUUUCAACCUGACAAAAAUUUGGAAUUGUGUUUUUAUGUUCCCUUGUCACCAUUGUUAUUAGAUUUAGUUAAUUGUAUAAGACCCAUUAAUGUAUGUCAUAAAUAUGUAAAUAAAAGACGUUGAAUCUUGUUUAAAGCAUAA
Balaenoptera musculus (blue whale) is the source of this 5963-nucleotide messenger RNA. RefSeq names its product zinc finger and BTB domain containing 11 (gene ZBTB11). The record is from RefSeq and is a predicted model, not a curated record. The coding region runs from base 1158 to 4319 and encodes 1053 amino acids. Gene Ontology annotation, cellular component: nucleus. The transcript has 11 exons. Gene Ontology annotation, molecular function: protein binding; RNA polymerase II cis-regulatory region sequence-specific DNA binding; DNA-binding transcription activator activity, RNA polymerase II-specific. NCBI's taxonomy places the organism in Eukaryota, Metazoa, Chordata, Mammalia, Artiodactyla, Balaenopteridae. Gene Ontology annotation, biological process: regulation of cytokine production; regulation of immune system process; negative regulation of transcription by RNA polymerase II.